GUCUGGGAGUGUGUAUUUCUCACAGUUUCCAAAUUGCUGUCUUCGCAAGCACUACGAAAAUUUUUUGUUCGAUCUUUUUUUCUUCUAAAUUUCUAAAAAGAAAAUUUUUUCAAAUUCUCUCUUGAAUUCUUGUUGUUGAAACAAAUUUUUGACGAAAUUUCACAAAAGUGUUUUUUGGCUCGAAGCAAAGUGCAAAAUUCCCGAAAUGCCGGCUCGCGUGAAACAGUUCUCAUCGAUGUGCACUUCGAUGAAGCCGGUCCUCACUCUGUGCCUGCGCUCGUACAGUGGCUACUCGCCGUUGCACAAUGCGGCGAUUAAUCGGGCGAUGAUGAAUUUCGGCUGCGGCAGCCGGCAGUGGCCCGAGAGGGAGGACUGGUUCGCUGCCAGGCAGUUAAUGCUGCAGAACCAGAUCCAGAACCAGAACCAGAACCGCUACUGGAGCCACAGCAGUGGAAGACAGGGACUGGACCAGACCAGGAGCCGGCGACGUCGAUCCCAGGAUCUGAGCGCGCACACCAUUGGCGAUCUGGACACCGAAGUCGCAGCUCACAAGCGGGAGCAGCACAGGCAGGCCUCGGACGGGAUGGAGUCCACCCCGGAAGAUGAGCGGCGAUAUUACCCGGACCAGGACCGGAAGGCACAGGCCCUGGUGGAGGAGAGCUACGAAAUGCAGGCCCCCUAUGACGAUCAGCGGGUGGGCACUGUCCGCGAGGUCAUCUUUCGCCAGCAACAGGACGACAAGGAUGACGAGGAUGAGCUGGAGCGUAGACGAAACAGCGAGGAGCUCCGGCGACAAGUGUCCGCCCAGCGAAACGAAUACAACACACCGCGGGGCGGCGGCAUCUCCCGCAAGGUCAUUAGUCCCUAUCCAUCAUACACCUCGCACCGCACCCGAUGGGCGGAGUUUCGUCAUGCUAUGAUCUACGGGCGAACGGCCUUCUAAGCUCUGGGCCUCGGCCUCUCUCUCUUCGAUGCCAUACUCCUUCGGAAACAUUUCGAGCAGACUUUUACCAAAUAUAUAAUUAAUACGAACGAGUAA
Messenger RNA from Drosophila pseudoobscura, 1039 nucleotides. RefSeq lists its product as uncharacterized. The record is from RefSeq and is a predicted model, not a curated record. The coding region runs from base 206 to 943 and encodes 245 amino acids. Lineage: Eukaryota; Metazoa; Arthropoda; Insecta; Diptera; Drosophilidae. The transcript has a single exon.